Molecule: messenger RNA, 2573 nt
Organism: Astrephomene gubernaculifera
Lineage: Eukaryota; Viridiplantae; Chlorophyta; Chlorophyceae; Chlamydomonadales; Astrephomenaceae
Source: the annotation of a GenBank genome assembly
CUCAGCCAGAGCUCCAUGGAGCAGCCUCACAACCGCACACCGGUAAUCCCAGUUCGGACAUCGCAGCUGCUGUCGAGGACGCAGGAGCGCUGCUGCUGCCGCCGCCCUUAGGACUGUUACCGUCACCAUUACCGGUACCCUUACCGGCUGCCACGCCGCCGCGGUCAGCAGCCCCGCCGCCGGCAUCCCGUCGGCGUCAGCUGCCAUCACAUCCGCCGGCUCAAGCCCGUGUUGGAUCAUUGCCAUCAGCAGGUAAUGGUGAGGAGGGACCCGCGGGUAUGACGACGAUGUCCGCUCCGUCAGUGGCGGCAGCGGCGGAUGACAACACUGCUACUGCUACUGCUACUGCUACCCACACAACACCUCCAAGGACCGAACCAGCGGUUGCAGUGGCAACAGCAGCAGCAGCAGCAGUAGCGUCAGCUAGGAAGUCUCCGCUGCCGACAUCGCAGCAGCCCCCGCCUCCUCCUGGCGCGCCCGCAGCCCCGCAGGACAGAACCUCACCAUCAUCACCGCCUGCACCCGCACCGCUGCCGCCGCCGCCUGCCACCACGUCGCCGCCGGAUGCUGUAGCUAAUGCUGACACUGUAACGGCCGCAACCGUUACCACAAGCCCUAUGCAUGCCGGACAUCGGACAACGCCAGCGCCAACACCAGCCCCGACAACGGAUGCAGCUACAGAUGAAGCUACGACGCCGCCCAGUUGCCCUCCGGUGGCUGUUGUCCCCGCAGCCGCACGCAGCCUUGGCAGUGGCGAUGGCGGUGGGGGCAGGGGUGGCAGGAGCAGCAGCAGCAGCCGCGGCAUGUUCUCCGGCUGUCGGCUGGUGUUUUGGACUCGAGAGCUGCUGCCCUGGGAGGUUCGUUCUCGGGUAAAGCAGGCGGGCGGGGUGGAACAGUACAGCUUGGAUCCAACCACCACUCACGUGAUAGCCAGGUACGAUACCCCGGCGGCAGAGAUCUCCCGUCGCUUGUACGAAUCAGAUCUGCAGUACGCCAGAAAGUACAUCAGCGCCUCCCCUGCUGACACCACCUCCGUUGCCCCGCCUCCGCACGGACUUCCGCCUGGCGUCUGUUUCGUGACGCCGCAAUACCUCCGAGACUGUCUGAGCAAGGGGCAGUUGCUGGACCCCGCUCCCUACCUCAUAGCGGAGGCUGCCGCUGCACCCUUGCUACUGCAGCUACAGCAGCAGCAGCAACAACAACAACUGCCCCAGCAGCCGCUGCCACAACAACAACAGGAGCAGCCCCCGCAGCUGGGCAAUCUGGGUAGCACCUUGCUGCCGCUGCCGCAGGAGCAGCAGCAGCAACAGCAGCAGCAACAGCAGGGGCAGCAGCAGCCAGCACGCUCACCCCCACAUGCUACCAAGGCCCUGGCGGAAGGGGUUGCUGCCGCUGCCGAGGGAUCGCCCGCGGUGGGGUUCGUGUCAACAGCACCAUCCGCCACUCAUCCGCCCACCUCCUGUUCGCCCCUCCGCGGUGCCGGUGGUGGUCGCAUCCUGCCCCAACCCUCCGAGGUGUGCCAGCGAGCCGAGGACUGGGGCCGCGAUGGCAGGUGGAUCGAGACCUGGGACGAGGCCGCCGCUCGGCGCACCUGCCACCUGCUGCUGUCGCACUGGGCCAAGCACUCCUUCCAGGCGGAUCCCGAGGCCCCCGAGACCGUCACCGGGGACAGCGAUGAUGCGACAGACUGGCAAGAUACUGGCAGCGGCAGCGGCGGCGGCAGGACCAGCGGCAGCGGUAGCGGGAGGGGCAGCAGCGGCAGUGAUGGUGGCAGUGACGGCAGUGGCGGAGGCGGACGCGGCGGUGGCAGGGGCCGCCUCUCCGGCCGCGGCCGCCGUGGCGGCUGGUCGUACCGUCGUGCCAUCGCUGCCGCUGACGUCACCGCGCCGGAGCCUGAUGAGGGCGAGGGUGCGGUUGCUGGCAGGGUUAAUGACGCGGCUAACCGGCAGCGCCGCCGGGGAAAGCGUACUUGCGGCGGCGACGAAGGAGGCACCCGUGGUGGCGAGGGAGGCACCCGUGGUGGCGAAGGAGACAACGAGGGCGAACACCGCAGCGGCAGCCGCAGUGAGGGUUCUGAGGCUGCCGACGCCGACGACCCACGGGUCACCAUCAACCAUGUGUGCCACCACAUGUGCUGCAGCGCUCGGCCGUUUUGCAUCCUGGCGGAGCUUCAACGGACCCGGGAUCUCUACCUGGGCGGGAGAGAGGACCAGUUCCGCAUCAAGGCAGCCGACCGGGCCAUGGGGGUGUUGGCCCGGAUGGACCGGCCGCUGGACUCCCCGCAGCAGCUGAGGGGGCUGCACCUGGGGAGGGGCUCGGAGGAAAAGGUAGCUGAGAUCCUGGCCACGGGGCGCUUCAGCCGCAAUGAUACCCUGCAGCAAGACAGCCGGAGGACCACCCUCAAGCUGUUCAUGCAGGUGUGGGGUUGCGCGGAGACCACCGCGCGCCGCUGGUGGGCGGCCGGGUGUCGCAGUCUGGAGGACGUGCGGGGACGACCCGACCUCAGUGCGCAACAGCGGCUGGGGCUGCGGCACUUCCAGGAUUUCCAGCGCCGGCUGAGUCGCGAGGAGGUG